AUGGCCCCUUCCCCUGCGCAGGGAUCUCCUUUCCCAAGCGGGCGGGGAGAUUUACCAUCCGCACAUGGAUCGCAUAGCACUCUGGGCUUGGCCCGUGAGAGGUGGAACCUGAAUGCGGCAGGCCUGCCUGCACAGGUCGUUGACACAAUUCAGAAUGCAAGGGCCCUUUCCACUCGCCGGCUCUACAGUGGCAAGUGGCGGGUUUUUGAGGACUGGUGCGACUCGAGGCACGCCAUUCCAAAUCAGUGUUCCGUGGUGGACCUACUGUGUUUCCCACAGGGAUUACUGGAAAAGGGUAAGGCCUUUUCCAUGAUUAAAGUGUACUUGGCGGCCGUCUCAGCUUGUCAUGUUGGCUUUGGGGAUAAGCCUGCAGGGCAGCGUCGCAAGCUCCCAGUUUCCAGGCCCCUGCUCCCUUUGUGGGAUUUAUCGGUGGUGCUGGAUGCCCUGUCUCAUCACCCAUUUGAGCCGUUGGAGGCAGUGGGGAUGAAGUUUGUGUCGCUGAAAGUGGUGUUGCUCUUAGCUUUAACCACAGCUAAGCGUGUGAGUGAUUUACAGGCUUUGUCUAUCUGUCCUUCCUGCUUGCAGUUUGCUCCGGGGAUCUCCAAGGUCUGCCUGGGGCCCAAACCGGCCUUUGUGCCUAAGGUGGUUGAGUCGACCUAUAGGUGUCUCACGGUGGAACUGUCGGCGUUUCACCCGCCUCUGUUCUCCUCUGCGGAGGAGCAGAGACUCAAUACAUUAUGCCCGGUGCGGGCCCUACAUGUAUAUGUGAGUCGGUCAGCUGCUUUUAGGAAAGGGGAUCAACUGUUCGUGUCUUGGGCCACUCCCCAUAGAGGCAAGCCUUUGUCCCGCCAGAGGCUAUCCCACUGGAUUGUAGAGGCUAUAUCAAUUGCUUAUGAAUGUAAGGGCUUGAGGGCCCACUCCAUAAGGGGUAUGGCUACUUCAUGGUCCUUAUUCAGGGGAGUGUCAGUACAUGACAAUUGUGCUGCGGCGAGCUGGGCUACGCCUCACACCUUUGUUAGGUUUUAUAGGCUGGAUGACUCAGGGCCUUCUGUUUCUCAAGCCGUGCUGGAGACGAUCUCAACAGACUCAAAGUGA
Molecule: messenger RNA, 1095 nt
Organism: Gadus chalcogrammus (walleye pollock)
Lineage: Eukaryota; Metazoa; Chordata; Actinopteri; Gadiformes; Gadidae
Exons: 1
Coding region: 1-1095 (364 amino acids)
Biological process (GO): DNA integration; DNA recombination
Molecular function (GO): DNA binding
Source: RefSeq, a predicted model, not a curated record